This is a messenger RNA of Harpegnathos saltator (Jerdon's jumping ant), 2317 nucleotides long. It is a transcript of the gene CAHbeta, whose product is annotated as carbonic anhydrase beta. Lineage: Eukaryota; Metazoa; Arthropoda; Insecta; Hymenoptera; Formicidae. The transcript has 5 exons. Gene Ontology annotation, molecular function: zinc ion binding; carbonate dehydratase activity. The coding region runs from base 87 to 854 and encodes 255 amino acids. The record is from RefSeq and is a predicted model, not a curated record.
UGGAAAUGGUGGAAUUGUGUACUGUGAUAUCUACAGAUCUCCGGAAAAGUAAGUUUUCAACGGUAUAGUAUUAUCCGAAUGCCGCGAUGGACAGGAUACUUAAAGGGAUCAUGAAGUACAGGAAGUGCCAUCGGGAAGGAAUGGUGAAGCAGUUUCAGAAAGUUCGGGAUCAUCCCGAGCCAAAGGCAGUGUUCUUUACCUGCAUGGACUCCCGGAUGAUACCAACUAGAUUUACGGAAACAAACGUUGGGGACAUGUUUGUCGUGCGGAAUCCCGGCAAUGUCGUCCCGCACUCGCAGCAUUUCGUGGACGAAUUCACCAUGUGCGAGUCAGCGGCGCUGGAGCUCGGCUGCGUGGUGAACGACAUCAGGCACGUUAUAGUCUGCGGCCACAGCGAUUGCAAAGCGAUGAACUUGCUGUACGCGCUGCGGGACGAGGAAUUUGCGUCUCAAAUGAACAGGAGGAUCUCGCCGCUGAGAGCGUGGCUGUGCGCGCACGCCAGCAGCAGUUUGGCGAAGUUUCAGCACCUCGAAGUAGCCGGUUUCCACGAGCCGAUUAUUUUUCAGGCCGAGACGCCGCUGCGAAAAUUCGUCGCCUACAUCGAUCCGGAGGAUAAGUUCGCUAUCGAGGACAAGCUGUCGCAAAUCAACACGCUGCAGCAGCUUCAGAACGUCGCGUCCUACGGCUUCCUGAAGAAACGCCUGGAGAGGCACGACCUGCACAUCCACGCCCUGUGGUUCGAUAUUUACACCGGGGAUAUCUAUUACUUCAGCCGCGCCAACAAAAGAUUCGUCGAGAUCAACGAGGCGACCGAGCCUGCUCUGCUUAAGGAAAUCAAGAAAUAUUACUCGUAGACCGUCUUUCUCGCGGCGGAUGGCGCGUUUCCGCGUCGGCGACGGCGACGGAUCGCCAGCGUGGUGUUGCCGAAACGCGCAAAGUAGGCCGCGGGGGCAUAGUCGCAUAUUUUUAUACUACUCGAAGAGACUCGUUCCCCCUUCGCAGAUUUCUGCCGAUAUCCGCGCACGGAGGAUCACGCCGAUCGCGCUACAAAUUAAAAAUUCUCCGAUGCGUCGCCGACGUGAUGUGCUCGAUACAUUGUGACACAUUGUGUUCACUAUACUAUUUUCUUCUUAUUUAACAUUUUUUUAUUUACACACUAUUGUCUGUAAAAUAUAGCGAACUGCCGCGGCAAAAGGGGAACAUUCGUCGCGCUCGCACCGGUCAGCUCGGUCAACAUUCGGCGUGAUGCGCGAUAGAACUGAUCAGCGGAUUUACAGGAUUGAUUAACAUUGUUACCCCGGUUCUGUCUGGAGAGAUAUCCGUCGCUUACACGAGUCGCUCUUUGACUGAUGACUUCCGCCGGGUGUGAGGACGACUGAUCGAUCGGGACGCGAAUCAAGUUCUGGGUGGCGCAAAUGUGUAUCAGAUCCCUCCGAGAUAGAAUCUAAUUUAACGAGCCAUGACAAGCUAUGCUCGUAUAGAAUUUAUUUAUAUAUUCAGACAAGUUCCUCCAGGGACAUGCAUUGCCCUGAAAAGAAAAAAGAAACGUGCCGUUCUUCAUUUAUCGGCGUCUGCCUAAGACAUGUGCGCGAUCCUUCUUUCUUUUCGUGUUGCGCCAGAUGGGUGGUAAAAUUAAAUAAAUAUCGUCCGAAUUUCGGCGUUAUUUGACUCUCCGGGGAACCGCCACACCGGUUACCGGUUAUCGAAUUUCGAGACUUUGAUUUCUCGGGGCAGCGCGUGUCCGGCAAUUUCUCGAGCUAUUUACGUGGAGAUCUGCGUGUGAGUUACACUCGUUACACUCGUGCAUAUACGCGCACGAACAAUGUGACGUAUGCAUACGCGGAGGCCCGCACAAUACGUUACGAACCGUUAAAGGUACAGACAGCGAGAUAUUUAACUAUAUAUAUAUAUAUAUCUAUAUAUAUAUAUAUAUAUAUAUCGGGGACGCAAAACUGGGUAAACGCGGGCUCUCCGUCCGUGUCUCCGUCGCGUUUCUUUCGGUUUUGCGGUUCGCUCGCCGUUCCGACGCGAUCGUAUUGAGAAAAGAGCGCCGGAGCCGCGCGAACCAAUGGCAAGUGCUACCGAUAGAUAGAUGGGACGGCUUCGGACGAACUAGAGCAUGCCAGUUCCGAAAGAGAAAGCAAAACAACGAAAGAAGUCGUAGGUAUCGUCGUUAGGACUGCGCGCGACUGCGCGCUUACGCGAUGCCCACCAACUGUAAACUGCAACGUAUGCGCGAUGCACCGUUCUGUCGCUUGAGGUCGCUCGAUGUAAGCUUCCACGUGUGGGUUGCAAAUAAACGCAAAUGUCGCUUGUU